AUGUCGGGCAAGAUCGAGCACCUUGUUAAACAAUACCGAACGCGUGAGGAGCUCAGCCAGCGAGGUGUGUGGCGUGGGGAGCUAUAUCGCCCUGAAGAAUUGAGAUAUUUUGAGCGAGGAUGGUGUUGGAAAACACUUUUGCUAGGCGAAGAGGACGAUUUGGUUACAAAUUUAGAAUCUGUUCAAAUUGGGGAUGAACCAGUCAGGGAGCGGGACUCGCGGGAAAUGUCAGGUGUGAGGAGGCUGACGCCCGUAACUGCCAUCUCCCACCCUUUAGAAGUGGAUGAUGAUCCUUUGAAAGAGAAUAUUCCGCUUGAGGAUACGCUUGACAUAGUUCGAUUGGAUGUUGAUCGGCUGUUGCUUGAUCCAGUCUUCGCAAAUGAAGCUACCAAGGAGGAAAUGAUCAAAAUCCUUUACAACUACGUAUUAGAAAAUGAAACAAGCUACAAGCAAGGGUACCACGAAAUAUGUGGUGCCGUAUAUUUGCAGAUGCGGAAGGAAGAUGCAGAGGCACGAACCGUUAACACCUUUAACAUAUUCAACAAAUUGAUGUCAAGAAUCCGUCCGGUCUUCUACGAAGAGGAGGCUUUAUUGAAAUGGUCCAGAGAGCGAUUUGAUGCAAUAUUUAAAUGCACUGCUCCUAAAUUAUACGAGCUUCUAGUAAAGCAUCACGGGAUGGAUAACACCGUUUGGCUAAUCCGAUGGAGCCGCUUGUUGUUUCUGAGAGAAUUAGAACUCGGAUACGCGCUGCGCAUCUGGGACCAUCUCCUGACAUUUUCAUACCCAUUGGCGGAUUUGGUGGCAUGCACAAUAGUGGUGAUGCUCAUAGUAAUUUCACAAGAGCUGCACACGUGCGAAGAUCAAGGUGAAGUGAUCAGUUUACUAUUGCAUUAUCCACCAGAAAAGCUAAUAGAUUGCACUGAUUUGAUGAAGUAUAGUGCCAGCUUGUACGAGUUGUUCGCAUCUCGGCAAUACGAGGACAUGUACGGUGUUGGUCAGACACUUUCGAAGAUCUAUAAUCGCGACUGGUACGACAAGAUAGCCGCAGUCCCGGAUCAAAACCGACUCAGGCUCGAAGAGAGAUUAAAGAGACGCGUAGAGAUGCGCUUAAAAAAGUAG
This is a messenger RNA of Lachancea fermentati, 1119 nucleotides long. The record is from the annotation of a GenBank genome assembly. Lineage: Eukaryota; Fungi; Ascomycota; Saccharomycetes; Saccharomycetales; Saccharomycetaceae.